This is a messenger RNA of Passer domesticus (house sparrow), 1555 nucleotides long. RefSeq names its product TNF receptor superfamily member 13C (gene TNFRSF13C). The record is from RefSeq and is a predicted model, not a curated record. Gene Ontology annotation, cellular component: external side of plasma membrane. Bases 1 to 660 code for a protein of 219 amino acids. Gene Ontology annotation, molecular function: signaling receptor activity. NCBI's taxonomy places the organism in Eukaryota, Metazoa, Chordata, Aves, Passeriformes, Passeridae. Gene Ontology annotation, biological process: B cell costimulation; positive regulation of T cell proliferation; tumor necrosis factor-mediated signaling pathway. The transcript has 3 exons.
AUGCAAGAGCUGGGCUCUCACUCCCACUCUGCCAUGGCCUCAUCAGGAAAAGCUGCCAUUGCCUCCUCCUGCCUCUCCUUCGAGUGCUUCGACACCCUGACCAAGUCGUGCAUCAAGUGCUCCGACCUGUUCCAGGACAACACAACUUUCCCCCUCCUGACACUACCGGCAUCUCACCCCACAGCAGAGCCCACCCUGGCACCCGCCCUGACCAGCACCUUCCUGACCUUCGGGGUCCCGGUGGUGGUGGGGGUCGUCCUGGUUCUGGCUGCCGUCUGCGUCUUCCUGGCCUGCAAGGAGGGAAAGCGAAGGAGAAAGAGGAAGGCAGCAGAUGAAGAGGACAAAGAAAACAUAGACGUUGCCAGCCCCCUGCCCAGCCAGGACUCUGCCAUGCCAGAGGGAGAGGGUGCCCUGAACCCAGCCCCAUGCCUGCACCUUGUUGGGAGCCUGAAGAUGCCAGGGACACCCAGGAAAGCCAGGGCAAAGCAGAGGCCGUGCUGCCAGGGCGAUGCUGAUGGCGACAUUGUUCUGCUCUCCGCUGUGUACCCCCGGCCUGAGGAAUGCAACCACAGCUUCCCACUGCCUGCCACUGAGCUGGGGGCCACAGCGCUGGUCACCACCAAAACCACCCAGAACUGCGCCAGAGAGGAGAGAGUCUGAGGGCAAGGGGAAUGGAGCUGGAGAGCUCUGGCCAAUCCCUGUGGAUACUGAGACCCUGCUCCUGGAUGAGUGAAGCCUUCCAUGGGUAUGAGCUCCAUGAGGAUCAAGAUCAGCCUUUUAAGAUGACUGUCCUUUUUGUGCUGAGUCCCAAGUUACACCUGUAAAUGCUGGAGGAAGCCAAAGUGGAUCAUGCUGAGUUACAAUGAACUGUCAGCAGCUGCCAUGGCUGAACCAUAGGGAGGAGGCAGAGACACAGCCUGUGAGGAUGGAGUGUGGCAAGGACUGCUGUGCCAUUUGCAAGGCAGCUGCUGUGCCUGGGCAGGUGUCAUGCUGAAUGGGUAACUGCUGGGAAAAGGGGCUGGAAGAUCAGAAACUGCAGGGGAAAAGGAAGCAGGGAGUCACUUUAGGGCCAAAUCCCACACAGCAGUAGUUUGAUUUUUGCUACGGACCUCAAUAAAAGUGGACUUGAGGCGAUAUGAAGCAAGGCACACUCAGCAUCUACUCCAUUUACAGUCCUGCCACCCUGUCUUCUGCACUCUGUGAUACCCAGGUCUUCCCACCCUCUGGGCUCUCUCACAUGGUGGCAGGCAUCCACCAGCACUCCCGCCACAGCCAGGUACCCUGGGGAUAGAAAAAAAGUUCAUCUUCCCAAGCAGUGAAGAGGGGAAAAAAAAUCUGUCCUUGUUCUGACCUAUAGUCCCUGAAGUUAGGGAGGAGCAGUGGAGACAGCCAGUCCAGAGGAGCUCCCUGGAUGUGUCAUUACAGCCCCAGACAACCGUCACUUCAGCUCACUGUCGCUGCAGAAAUACCGUGUGUCACUUGGGAUGGGUGCUUCCACACUGCACAAAAGCAGUCAGGGAGUGAUGUGAGCGUAGGCAGGAUGACUUAAUUUAUG